ACAGACUUUGAAGUGCUACAGCCAUACAGAGCUCUUGAAAGUGAAAGUAAAAUAGUUCAGGCUAGAGAAGGGAAAUGGCUUCCAAAUCAGAAGAGGAUUACUGCUGUCCUGUGUGCUGUGAUAUUUACACGAAUCCUGUCAUCACAUCAUGCUGUCACAGUGUGUGUAAGGCCUGUCUGGAGAAGUUCUGGAAGACCAAAGGAACCAGAGAAUGUCCCGUCUGCCGAAGAAAAGUUUCAAAGGAGGCAGGCCCUAACUUCGCCUUGAGAAACUUGUGUGAGACAUUCCUAAAGGAGAGGAGUCAGAGAGCUUCAGCAGGGUCUGAGGUGCUCUGCAGUCUGCACAGUGAGAAACUCAAGCUCUUCUGUCUGGAGGAUAAACAGCCUGUGUGUCUGGUGUGUCGAGACUCCAAAAAACACACUGGUCACAAGUUCCACCCAAUAGAUGAAGCAGCACUUGAUCGCAAGGAGGAGUUGAAGACUGCACUGCAGCCACUACAGAAGAAGCUGAAAUCAUUUGAAGAGGUGAAGCUCAUCUGUGAUGAAACAGCACAACACAUCAAGACUCAGGUUGUCAACACAGAGAAGCAGAUCAAGCAGGAGUUUGAGAAGCUUCACCAGUUUCUACGAGAUGAAGAGGCAGCCAGGAUAGCUGCACUGAGGGAGGAAGAGGAGCAGAAGAGUCAGAUGAUGAAGGAGAAGAUUGAGAAGAUGAGCAGAGAGAUCUCAUCUCUUUCAGACACAAUCAGAGCCAUAGAGGAGGAGAUGGAAGCUGAUGAUGUCACAUUCCUGCAGAACUACAAGAGCACAACCACCCAGUGCUCUGUCAUUCUGGAUCCCAACACUGCAAACCCAGUACUCAUCCUGUCUGAGGAUCUGACCAGUGUGAGAUGGGGUGAUGAGAGACAGCAGCUUCCUGAUAAUCCAGAGAGAUUUGACAGGGAUGCCGGUGUGCUGGGCUCUGAGGGCUUUAACUCAGGGACACACUGCUGGGAUGUGGAGGUUGGGGAGAGUAAUGGUUGGCUCCUGGGUGUGAUGACAGAGUCUCUCCAGAGGAAGGGAGACAUUAGCCGUAUGAGUGGCCAGUGGCUAGUGGGGUGUGCUAAAGGUAAAUAUACAGCAGGGGCUCCACCUCAUGAGUAUCAUGCCCUCACAGUGCAGCAGAGACCCCAGAGGAUCAGAGUGCAGCUGGACUGGGACAGAGGAAAGCUGACAUUCACUGACCCUGAUAAUAACACACACCUACACACUUUCACACACACUUUCACUGAGAGAGUGUUUCCAUACUUUGUCACAACACAAAAAAUUACAAUCCUGCCAGUGAAGUGCUGUGUAAGUCUGAAUCCUCACAGUUAGGGCUCAAUCAGCCUGUGUUUUAUUCUGUUGCUGUUUACUACAACAGCAACACCACCAACAGCAACAACAACAUUAUUAUUAGUAGUAACAACUUCAUAACACAAUUCAUACAUACAUGCAGCUCACCGUGCUUUAAUAGAUGGAUUUAAAAUCAAAACAUGGAACAAAAACAAAAAAUCAUUUGUUCGAUGAAAACAACACACAACUUCAAUGGAGUGAAAAUACACCACAGAGCAUUGCUAAUAAAACACACGUAUCACAUAA
Molecule: messenger RNA, 1619 nt
Organism: Engraulis encrasicolus (European anchovy)
Lineage: Eukaryota; Metazoa; Chordata; Actinopteri; Clupeiformes; Engraulidae
Product: zinc-binding protein A33-like
Exons: 6
Coding region: 75-1355 (426 amino acids)
Biological process (GO): protein ubiquitination
Cellular component (GO): cytoplasm
Molecular function (GO): ubiquitin protein ligase activity; zinc ion binding; protein binding
Source: RefSeq, a predicted model, not a curated record